Molecule: messenger RNA, 843 nt
Organism: Corylus avellana
Lineage: Eukaryota; Viridiplantae; Streptophyta; Magnoliopsida; Fagales; Betulaceae
Product: nuclear transcription factor Y subunit C-2-like
Biological process (GO): regulation of DNA-templated transcription
Cellular component (GO): nucleus
Molecular function (GO): transcription cis-regulatory region binding; protein heterodimerization activity
Source: RefSeq, a predicted model, not a curated record
UAAGGAGAAAACAAUCACAAUCUUUUAAAUACUUUUACAUGCAUAUAGAUCUGUUUAAUGACAGUCCCUUCUCAUGAAAAUUGAGGUAGCUAGCUAGAGAGGCCGGCUAGCAGAAAUGGAUUUGAACCAGUCAGUGGAUUUCCCAUUUUCCUCACCCCCAUCUCCACAACUGCAAAACGUCAUGCCUUUGGCGUCUUUCAUGUUGCCUAAUCACCAUCAAACAAGCAAAAGGAAUAUUUUGGAGUUUUUUUGGAAUCAACAGUUGGUGGAGAUUUAUAAUACUUCAGUGUGUAAGAGCCACCAUCAACUACCUCUCGCAAGGAUCAAAAGGAUAAUGAAAUCCGAUGGGAAAGUUAAGAUGAUCAGCGCAGACACUCCUGCUAUCUUCUCCAAAGCUUGUGAGCUGUUCAUUCUGGAGCUCACACUCCGCGCAUGGCUGCAAACCGAAGAGUGUAAGAGGCGAACACUCCAGCGCUGUGACAUUGCCACGGCCAUUAGUCACGAUGACCUUCUUGACUUCUUGGUUGAUCUCGUUCCCUUGGAUCGUGAUCACCAUUACUAUAAGGAAAAUGGGACUGGAAAAAAUUUAGAACAAACUCUUUCUGGUUCUGCUGAAUCACUGCAUCAUCAUCCUAUGAUGAUUAACAUAGGCGAAUCGGCCCCAGAAGUGCCGUGGCCAUACAUGAUUGACCCAUCAAUGUGCUGUGCUGAUCUGGAUCGGAGUAUGAUUCUCCUUCCAAGUGAUAAAUCAAUGUAAUGAAGGAAUGUGGCACAACAACAUGCAGCUGGUAGCCAACACCAUGUUAUAAAUAAAUUAAUAAAUGUAUAAAAUAUAUAUCAAAG